AUGGCGAAGGACAACCCUCAAAAGGGGAUGAAAGGGGAAAUGGACUUCGCCCUUUGCGAUUCACAAGAGAGGAAAGACGAUUACUUUGCUAACACUGUCACUGCCGCUGCAGUACUAGUGAAUAGUGAUCAUCAUGGAAAUGAGACGGAUCGACUAGCACAACUGGAAUUCAAGGCAAAAAUAACAUCAGAUCCCAACAGGGCUCUGAAACUUGGCAAUUUGCCAAGAUUUGAAUUCUUGUGGCUGGACAACAAUUCUAUUAGUGGGGAAAUUCCUGUAUCUGCUUGCUUUAAACUCUAUUUCUUGUCUUUAACUAACAAUAGUCUGGUAGGAAAGAUUCCUGAGGAGCUCAGUUCGUUGCCUGAGCUUGAGCAAAUCUUUGUUGACCGUAACAAUCUAAAAGGAGAUCUUCCUUCUUCUUUGGGAAAUCUAUCAAUUCUUCAUAGUUUCGUUGCAGCCGAAAAUAGUAUUAGUGGGAGCAUCCCAAAUAGUCUAGGUAGAUUGACAAACCUAAAAUCUCUUGCAUUGGGGGUGAACAGGUUGUUUGGUACCCUUCCUUCUUUAAUCUUUAAUAUCUCUUCUAUCAGGCAGUUUGACUUGGCAGAUAACCUUAUUCAAGGGAGUCUUCCCUAG
Camellia sinensis is the source of this 633-nucleotide messenger RNA. The record is from RefSeq and is a predicted model, not a curated record. NCBI's taxonomy places the organism in Eukaryota, Viridiplantae, Streptophyta, Magnoliopsida, Ericales, Theaceae.